GUCUGAGUUGCUCCCAUGCCUCGGCUGACAGUCAUCCACACGAAAGGUCAGGGGGGUACGGGACAGGGAGGGGGAGAGGACUGGGACUGUAAAUGGAUGGAGGAAGUAAAAGAGGAUGGAGAGGGAGAACCUGCCGAGCGGAGCCGAAAACUGCUGAGUUCAAAUCAAAUGCCAGCUGAUGGUCAGCCACAUCUCACAUUUUGGUCCCAGGCCCUGCGGACACUGCGACCCUGGAAAGGUUGGUGCAGUUUUGCUCCAGUAGGUGUAGUGUGGUUACUCCACCAGGUGGAGGCGCCGCUGCGCCCCUCUGUGUUACUGAUAGAUGUGUGCUGGAGGCUCCUGUUGGUGUGUUCACUGUGGAUGGUUCUGGGAGUCUGUGUUUAUGCCCUGAAGUACUGCCUGCGGCCAGGACAGAAACAGGUGGAGCCUCCACAGACGAUACAGAAGGAGGUUGUGACUGAGAACAGGAAUAGCCAGGUAUCAUGGGUGUCCCAGUCGAGGAGCCUGACCCUCCAGCUUCCUCUGGCCCUUGCCCUGGCCAACAGCCUGCUGCUGUGUGUGCUCCAGGAGCCCCUUCCAGACCCCAGUGUGCCCCACAUUCAGGCUCUCCUCUCCAGGCUGGAGUCAGUGUCUCUCACACUUGAGGAGGCUGAUACUGGAUCAGAGGUGACUCUGGAGGAGGUGGACCAAGACUCCACACUGAUAGAGAAAGUGAAGCUCAUCUGCACAUUCCUACAGCAGAGGAUGAGGUCGCUGCGUGCUCUUGUCCAGGUGCAGGGGGAUUUCGAGGCCAGUGUGAAGGACAUGCUGGAGGGCCUAGAUGGCCUCUGGGCUCAGCUGGAGGAGCUCCACACCGGGGUCACGCUAACCAAAGAGGGGAGUCAAGGCCACGGAGACCUGGCUGCAGCCUGCACAGACGCAGAGAACUUGUUUGCAGUCCUGGGUCACUAUAGGAACAGACUUCAGUGCUGCCAGACUUAUCUGAAGAACAGCACACAACUACUCCAGGAGUUAACCUGGAGUCACACUCACAUAAGCAACAGUGUGAGCAGCAGCAUUGAGUCAGUCUGGCCAGAGCUGUUGCUUCAGUCCAACAUUGAGCAGUUUGACAAGGUGCAGGAGGGUUUCCUCUCCCUGGAACAACAGACCUCUACGUUCCAGGCCCACCUGGAGGGACUUAGAAAGCAGAAUAAGGAAGGACAUGCUAAUGGGUCUAAUUCAUGCUCAGCCUCUCCACAGACUUCCCCGCAUCUCCGUAAUAGACGCACAAGUGAUAUAUCACUUGAACAUUGUAACUCAACCUCUGCUUCGUCAGUGGAAGAAGACACAGAAACAGACACUCCUCUCUCACUGUGUGAGAGGUCGGCCUUACAGUUCUCCUCCACUAUUGGACGCUUAAGUAAAUCUGGAAGGAGGAAGUGAUUUUUAUCAAAAUGUACUCGGCAUAUGCACAGGGGUGUAGUGUUGAAGUACAGGAGUUGCACCUAUGACAUGUAAAUUUCAAAUUUUCUAAGGUUAUGUAACCACUGUUCUAUGUUUACAUACAUUCAUCAACUAUAACUGACCACACGAUCAAAUGUUAGACUGACUUUAUGAAUAGUUCAUAAAGUCAACUCAUUUAUUUACAUAAAGAACAUGUUACAGUAAUACGGCCACGGGGGAUUAUGUCCAUGUUUUUUCAAUAUCUUAUUGGUCAAAAGACUAUUUUAUGACAGACUGGAGCUAAUAAUCAAGCCAAUUUUGUAAAUAAUUUAGUUGCCAUGCAGCUUUGUUACACCCCAACACUGAUAGACUCUAGUGUUAAUAGCAAUGAAAAGGCUUUAAAUAAGUUUGAAGUUCUUUUAUUCUUUUUAUUAGUAUCAUUUUGUAAUUUAUGGACAGCAGGCUAUUAGAAGAAACAAUUGACUGUUGAUGCACUAUAGUCAGCGAUAUUUUAUAUUUUAGAGUCAAGAAUGAAAUGCUGCAUAAGAAUUUAUUAGAAAAAAAAGUAAAUACUGCAAACAAUUGGCCGAUUUAAACACACUGUA
This is a messenger RNA of Seriola dumerili (greater amberjack), 2027 nucleotides long. RefSeq lists its product as uncharacterized. The coding region runs from base 16 to 1422 and encodes 468 amino acids. Lineage: Eukaryota; Metazoa; Chordata; Actinopteri; Carangiformes; Carangidae. The transcript is spliced from 9 exons. The record is from RefSeq and is a predicted model, not a curated record.